Molecule: messenger RNA, 883 nt
Organism: Leptidea sinapis
Lineage: Eukaryota; Metazoa; Arthropoda; Insecta; Lepidoptera; Pieridae
Exons: 5
Coding region: 118-813 (231 amino acids)
Source: RefSeq, a predicted model, not a curated record
UCAGUCAUAUUUCUGUCCACAGUAACGUUUACAUUAAUAAUACAUUUUAUUAAAUCACAACAUACUAUAAUAAUGAAUGUGUAAAUCUGAUGACAUAAAUCUCCAGUUUCUCGUAUCAUGGAGCAAUCAAAAUUAGAGACGCCUAAAUCACCGGAGACGAUGCACAUGCAAAUACGCAGUAUGUGCGGCGAUCAUCCGUUCACGAAAACUGAACUCAAUGUGAAGGAUUCAAACGAAGAGGAGAAAGAGAAGGAGAGAAGCAAUUCUUCGUAUCCCCAUCUAACACCAACGUCGUCCCGCACGGAGCGCGGGGCGGGGCUGCGAGCUCGCACGUGUUCGGAGGACGCAGUGCGAGCGCUAGAGGUGCGGCGCCGCGCAGUAGACGUUCAACAACGGGCGGAGCACGACCCGCUGUCCAACAACAGAGCCCUUCUACAAGCGGCGCUGGGCAGCUUCCGCUGGCCGCCGUACCUGGUGUGCGUGUGGGUGCUGGUGCUGCUGAUGUCGCACGCGCUGCACUGUCUGGCCGGCAUCCUGGAGCGCUCGCUGCCAUCGAUACGUAAAUGCUGCCAGUACUUCCGCACGUGGACAGAAGAGAGCUGGAAGAGCGACAAGGAUCACCGCGCGUGCCCGCUGGCUCUGGCGUGCGCCACGGGCAUACUGUACGUGUUCUACUGGGCUCUGUACCUGGUCUACUCCGUGCUGCUCUGGGCCAUAGAGCCUCUCGGCGUCGAGGAGGACACUGCACCUGACAUCACCAAAAUUACCAACUACGUAGACGAAAUUCACAGUAAGACCAACUUCCCAAAGUGAGACGCUUGUUGUUAUAUUUAUACUUUUUUACAUUUUUAUACAAAUGUUUUUGAAAUAUAUUUUGAACGAA